This is a messenger RNA of Lutzomyia longipalpis, 4700 nucleotides long. RefSeq names its product serine/arginine repetitive matrix protein 2-like. NCBI's taxonomy places the organism in Eukaryota, Metazoa, Arthropoda, Insecta, Diptera, Psychodidae. The record is from RefSeq and is a predicted model, not a curated record. Bases 150 to 4358 code for a protein of 1402 amino acids. The transcript has 6 exons.
GACCGUCACGAAAGUUUGACAGUGUGUUUACGUCAAAAUACCGCCAUGGUUUGGGAAAAUUGGGGAAAAACUCGGAAAAGUCGAUAAAAUUGUAUGAUUUUAGUGUUAAUUUUUAGCUUGUAGGAAGCACAGCGGGUGGGCAUAGUGAAAUGACGAGGAGUCGAGAACGUGAACGUCGACCGGAGCGACGGGAUGAGGGGGCACGUAGGGGACCAAAAACACCCCCAGAUCCGGGGCCGAGUACCGAAGGUGGCUCCCAUGGAGGUAAGUGUUUGAUGAUGAGAAAAAAUGUACAAAAUGGAGUCGCCUGGCUAAAUGCGUCCGGGUGUGCCAAUGCAGGUCGUCGGAGAUUCGGGAGUGGGCGCGGUGGGCGCUCGGGGUCAAAGGGGACCCGUUCGCGAUCACCAAGGCGCGAAAAUGCACGCACACGCGAUGAAUCUCGACGGAAUCGCAGCACCAGUCGCCAUUCGGGGGGCUCUCUCAGUGAACUACGGAAGGUUGAUGACCUCUCGGCGGAAAUAGCGCACUUACGGCAGCAAUGUGCGGAGAAGGAGCGCAAUUUGCAGAAGAUGUUCAGUCAGUUGGAGUUCCCGAUGCGUCCCGGAAAUCCCAAAAAGCGUGAUUUCCGGAAUUCACGCUUCGGCCGUGCAAAUAACACCGAUCGAAUGGCACGAGAGGAGAUGAAUCGACGCCACAGGGACUUCCAGGUGAGACCUGAGCCACAGCUAAACGCAACUGGGGUGCAGCAGCAGACGGAAAAACCGAGUGAGGUUAUGAUCUUCCGGGAGAAUAUGCCGUCGUACAACAUUCCGUUGGAAAUGAUCCAGCACACAAAGACUCUGCCCUCGCUCAUGUUCUCGUGCAGUUUACGCUCACUUGAGGCGCCCAAAACACCUAAAACUCCCCCCAAGGCCGACGCGCAGCUCGAUUGGGACCUCGAGGGGCCACCAAAAGCCCCUCCGGCAUUCGUACAGAACUUCCUGGACACCGUGGAGACUCCCUUUGAGAAAUCAGCAACACCACCACCGGAGAAAGUCCCGGAAAAGUCUCCGGAAGCCCCGAAAAUGCCCACAGAGGAACAGAAAGAUGUAAAACAGCCGGAAAAGCGGAGAAGAAGCACAGAAAAGGCCAAAAAGGGCAAAGAGAAGGAAAAGAAGGGGAAGAAGAAGGAAAAAGAGAAGGAGGUGGAAGACAUUGAGAAGGUGCGGGAGGAGUUUUUGGUGAAGAAGAUCGUCGUAAAGGCGGAAAAUGCUGAAAUACAUCAAGUGCCGAAAGAGAAGGAAGUGGAGGAAGUGAAGGAGAAGGAGAAGAGUGCGAAAGAGGAUGUGGCCAAGUGUGAGUUGAAGGAAGAAGUGGAGAAAAGUGCAAAGAAAGUGGAAGCUGCAAAAAGCCCCAAAAAGGAAGAAGUGACAAAGAAGGAAAUUGUGGGAAAAAUUGAGGCUGCAGAAAUGUGUGAGAAGGAAGCGGAAGUGACGAAAUGUGAGAGGAAGGAGGAGGUAAAAAGUGAAAAGGAAGUGAAAGAAAGGAAAAAGAGUCCAUCAUCUACAAAGAAGAAAGUCCCUGAUCCUCCGGCAAAAGAAAAAUCCAUUGAGACAAAGAAGAACGAUAAACAAACUAUUGCAAAGAAAAUCGCACAGAAGAGGAAGAAGAGGCUCAGCUCAUCAACUAGCACGAGCACCACAUCAACAUCAACGUCAACGUCAACUUCGUCGUCAUCUUCAUCGGAUUCGGACGAUGAUUCGGAUUCGGAUUCAAGCAGCAGCAGCAGCAGCUCAAGUUCCUCCUCAUCGUCGGAGAGUUCCUCAACGAGUGGUGAGAGGGUUGUGAAGAAGCGCAUGCGGCGGAAGAAGGGGAUGCCGGGUGAGAGGAAGAAGACAACGUCGGAGAAGCAGAAAGUGGAGAAAUCAGCAAUUCCCACCGAGAAGCCAAUUGAUGAAGUUCUUGGCGUGGAAACAAUGCCUCUCCUUCUGCCGGUGGUUGUACCCAAAGUCCUGGACACAUCGCAGCAACAACAGCAGCAGCAGCAGGAGGAGGCUGUUGUGGAGAGUACGCGUGAGAUUGAAUGUCACACACCACCGCUUCCGCCGGAAAUGAUUAAUAUUUCCCCGGAAAAGAGAGCUCCGAUCGUGAUGAAGUUGGCGAGUAAGAUGGAGAAGGUGACGCCAACAAUGAUUCCAGCAGCAAUGGCUCAAGAUGCCGAUGAUGAGGACUUCACGGAGAACUUGAGGGCAAAAUCGAAGAGUCCCUCCGAGGAUAGUGAUGCGAAACUCGUGACAACAACAUGUGGUCCGGAAGUGGAGGAACGUGCAGCUGCCUUCAGGGCGGCGGCCGAGGAGGAGGAACGGGCAAAGAGGCGACGCUACAGGAGCCCAUCGAGGCAGAGUAGCAGCAGCAGGAGGCAUCAUCGAAGUCCUCCGCCUGAGAAGCACAGACGCUCCUUCCGGGACCAACGACGUUUCGUAUCGCCAUCGCCGGAGCGUGGGCGGCAUCGACGCACCCAGAGGGAUUCCACACCCCCACGGAGGCGUCGAUUGUCCCCGAGGCCGUCGUCCCGCCGACGCCGACGCUCUCGUUCGUGGUCACGCAGCAUCAGCCGGUCAAGAUCACGGAGUCGUAGCCCAAGUCGCGAGAGGGUACGCCGGAGGAGCCCCUGGAGGCCACCCAGUGUCACAGGAUUGAACUUCCUCACGGACAAGCGCCCACAGUGGGAUGAUUGGGACACAGUGUACGAAAAGGCGAGCACUGAUAGGAAUUUCUACCCCUUUGAGGGGGCAAACUUCGACCAGAGACGUCCGGAAGUUAAUUCAGCGUGGACUGUUCCACCCGGUCCAGUUUCUCCGCCUCAUCGUAUCUCACUCGAUGAUCGAAUCAAUUCGGCUCUCAAUGAGCCCAUCCGGGAGAUUCCAGAGCGACCAAAUGUUGCAGUUCCAGUUGCGCCUUAUCAGCAAAACUACCAUCAUCAAUUUCCAACGUACACAGGCACUGGCUUCCCACGACCGUACCAUUCCACCAACGAGUAUUCUCUGUACACGGAGUCCAUUUACCAUCACAAUACGCUGCAGCAGCAGAUGAUUGAUCCCACCUUCCAGCAUGGGCGGCAGCAGCAAUCUUCCAAUCUCAUUAGCAUUCAGCAGGUGGAGCAGCCGCAGCAGCCGAAGCCGCAGAAUAUUCUGCAGAAGGGGAAUGUGAUUGAGGUUGUUCCGGCAAUUCAUGCGCAACAGGAGGUGGCCGUCACGACGCCUAAAGCUGCGACAACACCGCAAAAUCCAGCAGCGUCUCCGUGCACGGCUGCGCGGAAGCCGUUUUUUCCACCACUGGGAACACCGAUGAAGGUCACAAAGACAGCUGAGCAGCGGAAGGUAAUACGCGAGAAGAAGCGCAUGGAGAAGAAGAUGCGGAAGAAGAAGUUGGAAUUUGAGUUGAAGCAACUGCUGUCGGGUUCCCAGGCGGUUGACAUUACGUCCGAAGAGAUUCUCCCCGAGGGUCCGGCACCCGAGAAGGAGAAGACAAGCAGCGUCGUGACUGUUGUGAAGAAAGUAAUUUUUUCGGAUGGUGUCAUUCCGGGAGCGAGUUCAUCGGAUUCAGGGGUAUCGUCAUCAGAUGAAUCCAUUGCGCAGGAGACACUUACGGGGAUGACGAUGAAUCAAGUGAAGAAAUUCCGGAAGCAGCGACGGAAGAAGAAGGAGCAAAAUAAGGAGAAUUCAUUGAUUGUGGACAAAGUUGAGACGUUGCCACCUGUGCGGGAUCCACGAUUGCGAACGGAGAGCAUCAAGACACCGAUAAAGGAGGAAGAUACUGCCAAUUAUCCACCUCCAUCGCCACCACCGGGUGAUCCACCGCCGUACAUUGUACAGCCGAUGCUGAAGAAGGAGAUUCAGGAGCGCCCCAAGAAGCUCCUUUACUUCAAUGCCGUUCACAGGGAGAAGCGAAUGGAUAUCUUCUCAAUCUACGUUCCCCCGUCGGCUUUUGUCAAGAUGCAGGAUCCGCGUCUGCAGAAGCGCCCAAUGUUGACGCGUCGACGCAUCGCAGCGCCCCUCUUUCCGGUAAAUACCUACCCGCGGCCACCGCAGCCGUAUCCGCAUUUGCCGCCGGUUCAGGUGUCCCCAGCAACGGGAAUCCGGGCUCCACCGCCGCCGCCGCCAGCCUACAGUGUUCCACCGUCGCGGAUUCCCGUCUUGGGGCAUCCAACGCAUGCACCUCCUGCUAUUCUACCCUUCCCGCCGCCCCCGCUCCAUCCCCCGCCGCCUCUUCCGCCUUCUCAUCCGCCCCUGCCGAUGCACGCACCCCCACCAAUGCCCCACUACCCCCCAAGUCCGUACUACAUGAACAACGGGCCCAUCCCGCCCAAUAGGUACUGAAUGCGUGUGAGGGAGAAAGAAAACAGAAUCUACGCAGAGUUUUAUUUUAUUGUCACAAAGUCAGUACAAUGAACGAGAAGAAGAAAAAUUAAAGAAUCAUUCCCUCAAAAGGAAGCUCAUAUCCGAAUUUGGGGGUACUUCAACGGGAGUCUUGGAUCUGGAAGAAGAACAGAAGAAGAAAACAUCCCGUAAGUAAAUAAAUAUCAAAGAAUUGUAAUCUCUCUGACUGCACUGAUUCCUCAAAAUCCCCUAAAAAUAAUGUUAAUUAGGGGAGAAGAUUAUGGCGAUUUGUUUCACGUUGAAAAGAUAAGUGAAAUAUAUUAGACACAUUCAUGAAACAAA